Molecule: messenger RNA, 952 nt
Organism: Hordeum vulgare subsp. vulgare (domesticated barley)
Lineage: Eukaryota; Viridiplantae; Streptophyta; Magnoliopsida; Poales; Poaceae
Exons: 2
Coding region: 306-749 (147 amino acids)
Source: RefSeq, a predicted model, not a curated record
CGUGCCUCUUUGCUCCCUCCACCUAGCUAUCACUACCCAGUACCGAUAUAGUCGUCGUCUUCCUUCCACCCUGCGACCGCGACCGCGACCAAUACCAUAUGGAAUUUGCUCACUAGCACUGCCCACCACGUAGCCACGUAGCCACGUACACAAAGCCUGUACAUACAUACAUAUAUAUAAGUUGUCAGUAUCAGUGGAAAUAUAAGUCAGUCAGACAACAGUUGAUCUCUCGUGCCUUUAGAAACCACGUACGUACUCACCGUCCAUUGAUCUUUGAUUGAUUUGUCUCUCCGCCCCGGCCGUCCAUGAGGAGCUCCGUGCACGUGCCAGCUGCGGUAGAGGCGCUGCUUGGCCACCCGGUGGCGGCCCUGUCGGAGAGGCCGGCGCCGCGGCUGACGCGGCUGCUGGUGAACGUCACGGUGGAGCGGAGCCUGUGGCCCGUGCAUGUGCUGCUGGCCGCCGACGCCACCGUGGCCGACCUCGCGCGCGCAGCCGUCGCCGUAUACGCCUCCGAGGAUCGCAGGCCGCAGCUCCCCGGCGACGACGGCGCCACAGACGCGGCCGCACGGUUCGAGCUGCACCUCUCCAAAUACGCCCUCGACGCUCUGGACCCGGAGGCGAAGGUGGUGGACCUGUGCUCUCGCAACUUCUUCCUCUGCGCGACCAGGUCGACGCUGAGAUCAUCAUCUGCUUCUUCGCUCAUCACUGCCACCAUGUCUCACAAGCAGGCCUGCUCACAAGGAAAGUAGCGUGUGCCAUGGAAAAUGAGUUUGAUGUUCGAUCCUUCUUUGGUUGAUCGGUCUAUGCUCGUACGUAGGUACGUACGGUUCGGAUACGUACAUGCCCGGAGUAUGUACGAGCUCAAGUCUCGAGAUAUGUACUUGGCGACCAUGUAUGUUUACAGUUGCAACGUCUAUAUUGAGUUUUAUUGAAGAGGCCUCUCCUUAAUCGG